Messenger RNA from Meloidogyne enterolobii, 3602 nucleotides. NCBI's taxonomy places the organism in Eukaryota, Metazoa, Nematoda, Chromadorea, Rhabditida, Meloidogynidae. The record is from the annotation of a GenBank genome assembly.
UUAUUUUAAUAAAAAUAAAAAUUUUGGAGGAAUAUUCAAAAGAAAUAAUUAAAAAAAUAAAAAUAACGAAUAAAGGGAAAAGAGGAAAGAAGGAGGAUAUGGUGGAAUCGGAUAGAUCAAAUGUUUGUAUGUUCCACUUGAGAAGGGUUCAAUUCCAGACAUAUGUAAAAGAGAAGGGAUGUCAAAUUAAUGAUGCCAUUGAACCAAGUCUUGAACCGGCAAUUUUGGGACGGUCUACAAUGAUUUUACUGGACAAACAAACAAAAAUAGGACGAAAUCCAGAGUUGGUGGAUGUUGUACUUCAUUCAGUUGUUCACAGUAAUAUGAUUUCUCGAGACCAUUCUGAAAUUAUCGGUGUGACAGAUGAUAAAGGGAAAUAUGUUCGUUAUCUCAUUACAGACCGUUCACUAAAUGGCACUUAUGUUAACGAUACUAGAGUGAAUAUACAGCAACAACUUAAAGAAGGGGAUUUAAUUAAAUUUGGACAUGUGAAUGGGGCCGCUAUUAAAGCUGGUGAGUACGCUCCCCAACAAUCUGCGGAGUUUAUUUUUCGUUUUGAAAGGGCACUCUCGAAUUACAACUAUUUUGGCUACUCGAAAAAGCGUGUGCGUGUACAGAGUGACCAAAAGAGAGCGUAUAUGCAGAUCAACUCAGACCUUGUUGUUCCAACAGAGGUCUAUUCCUGUGUUGCUGUACCCAAAGCUUUACCUCCUUCAUCUGGCACUGUCUCCGGUCCUUCAGCAUCUUCUAUGAAUGCAACUGUGCCUGCUUCAACCGUUCCUGUCGCUCCUGACAGUACAACGAAUAAUUCAGGCGCUCCAGUUGUUGUUGUUCCUCCGACUGUGCUCUCCACUCCCUCAUCCAUUUCUGCCACCAUUCCUGUCACUUGCAAUAUUAGUCAUAACGGCAUUAAUGGUUUUACUGGCACAAAUUCCCUGCCAAACUCAGCCCAAAUACAAAACAACGCCUCCACACAACAAAACCAUCAACAGCAAAAAUUGGCACAUUUGGCUGCCUUUGCUGCAGCAACAACGGCAGUGACUAAUGCACAGCAACAGCACUCUUCCUCUACUGCCAAUUCCCUUGGAGGAACGACAUCAACACUUAAUAAUUCCCAGCAACGUAAUCAACAAAUAACGACGAAUAACAACCACCACCACCACCAACAGCAGCAGGCAUUAAAUGCUUUGAAUCAACUAGGCCUGGGAACUGUUACAGCUGCUACUAAUGAAGAGCAGAUAAAUGCCCAACUGCGUUCUUUAAUGGCCUCUCAUGAUGCAAUGUCAGCAAUGGAAAGGCUAACUGCUCAACAACAAUUUCAAAAAUCUUUGCUUAAUUUGAACUCUUUACAACAGCAGAACCCUCUUAUGUAUGGACAUGCUCUUCAAUCAGCCGCUGCUGCUGUAGCCGCUUCUUUCUUAUCUGCUGGAUUUGGGGGAGGAAUUGAUAUCAAUGCCGCAGCAGCUGCUAAUCCAACAGCAGUGCAGCAAUACGCUGCAGCCGCCUCACUUUGGCCAAAUAUCCGCGCCGCCUCCCUACAGCCUACGGCUCAAGACUGGACACAACAACAACAACAAAAAGCAGCAUCAAUCGCUCAUCAAUUACAACUUCGUUUACCUGUGUCGCUUUAUCAGCCACAAGCACAGCAAACUCAACAAAAUCAGCUUGCUGCUGCUACAGUUGGACAGGCGAGAGCUGCUUCAGCAUCUUCUGUUACCGUUGCAUCCUCAUUAUUCGGGGCACCUUAUGCUUUCUCUUUACCUUCACAACAACCAACAGCAGCAUCUGUCCCCCCUCAUAGUACAACAACAAAUAAUUUAGCAGCAACUUCUGCUGCAGCGGCUGCCGGUCUUUUAGUUACAGCACAACCCAGUCAAAAUCAAUUUUCAAAUAUUUCAAAUGCUUCGGCAGCCUAUUCCUCGUGUACAUCUUCAAAUACUGCAAACCACCCUUCAAUGUUAGGGUUUAGGCCAAGUGCUGGAGUAACACCUCUUUCACGUGGGGCUUCCUCUUCAUCAUUAACACCACCUACGACUAGCUCAACACAAUUAAAUAUUGAACAAGUUGCUGCUAAAGUUGCAACUUCCAAUGGAUGGCCAAAUAUUGGAGAGGGUUUUCCAGCAUCAAGUAAAGUAUCGCCUAUAUUAGCGGUUGCUGCUGCUGCGGCAGCAAGAGGGAAUGGGGCUACCUCAACACCUAAUGACUUACAGAGGAUACCAGAAAUAGCCUCUGCAUUAGCCGCCGCAAUUUCCGCAGCCCAACAACAACAACAACAUCAGGCAAACAAUAACGAUUCUACUACUUCUAUAAAUAUUCCAAUUUCUGUUGCUACUUCCUCAUCAAGGGGAACUCCUUCCUCUAUUUCAGUAACCCCUUCCUUGCAACAUUCCUUAGCCCAACGGUUUUCUACCCCAAUUAGCUCCUCUAAUAAUUUAAAUAAUUCAACAACACCUUCAAUAAAUGGUGGUGCUAGUAAUUUUUCUUCUUCCUCUGGCUUCUCCUCAGCGGCAUCUUCAUCUUUGCUUCAAUCUCCUAGCGCGAUUCCAGCUACAAGACAUCAAUACGAACCGAUGGCUAGUACUUCUAAGGAUUCUCUGAGUUCUCCACUUUCUUCAUUAAACAGUUCCGGUGCUUCUAGUGCCUUCUCCACACCAGCACAACAACAUCAAAAUAAUAACAUAACCAAUUUAAGUACAUUAACUACUGCAUUGUUUGCAGCAGAUAAGGUAGUUGGUGGGAACAAAUCAACAAAAGAUUUACAAUUACCACAAAAUUUGUUGAAUAGGAGAUUAAGUGGAAGCAGAUCAUGUGAAAGCACUAAUGUUGUUGAAGAGAAAAAUCAACAAAUCCCUUCAACAGAUAACGAGCCACAAAAUUCACUCAUAUCCCUCUCAGAUAAUUCAACAACAAAAGCAACAGUACCAUCAUCACAACCAUCAUCACCCCAACAAAAACUUAAUAAUAAUAAUACAACAAUAGAUGAAUCUAAAAUGACAAGGCUUAUGGAAUGUGAUAGUUCUGUCCCAUCCCCUCCCUCCAAAAGGGAAGAUGACGAUGAGAAGGAAGAAGAUUUGGAUAAAAAAGAAAGGAGAGGGGGAGAUAUUAAAAAGACAGAUGACGAAAAUGAACGAAUGGACACGGAAGGUGAAAUUUUCCGAAAACGGCACUCUACUUCUACCAGUCUAAAAUCUGAUGGAUCUUCAAAACCCCCAGCAAAACAUGCUAGAAAAAGUAAUGAAGUUGCAAGGCUACUUAACGAUUUGACUGCUGGAAAUUUUUACGAAGGUUGUCAAAGUCGCCGAAAAACUUUGGAAUAUAGAAAAAUAGAGAAUUUAAAAAUUAGGAAAAAUAAUAAUAAUGAAAAUAAAGGUUGGAAUGAUGAAAAAAUGUGGUUAAGAAUGCCUAAAAUAGUUAAAAAUGAAUUUUGUUGUCUACCCAGGGAAAAUACUUUUAAAAUUUAUAAAGAAAUUGAUGAAAUAAUUGAUGAGGAUGAUGAGGAUUCCUAUUAUUCAUCAUCUUCAUCUGAUUCUCAAACGAGUGGAUUAAUUGAUUUUGAAAGAGAUUGUGAUGAAAAGGGUAAAGGAAAGAUUCGUAAUGGUUAG